This is a messenger RNA of Drosophila montana, 3787 nucleotides long. Its product is annotated as cytotoxic granule associated RNA binding protein TIA1. The record is from RefSeq and is a predicted model, not a curated record. The transcript is spliced from 9 exons. Gene Ontology annotation, molecular function: RNA binding. Lineage: Eukaryota; Metazoa; Arthropoda; Insecta; Diptera; Drosophilidae.
CCAACGGUCUAGAACGAACCCGUACCGUACGCUUUGAGUUGAUUCUGUUCUUUGGAGUAGCCAGCGACGAUAUAGUCGUAAAGUCGAACAGUCGUAUAGAUAUAUAAAGAGUGUGUGUGCGUUGCGCUCGUCUCUUGAUUCGUGCGUUACUCGAAACAGAUCAGAGCAGCAUUUAAAAUCGAAUGUAACGUAACGAAAGACAAGAAGACGGCGGCAAGGACAGCCGAAAAAAAAAAAAACAAAAAAUAUUACAAGCCAAGUGCGCUCGUGUUCGUGAAUUUCCGGUUGAACAAACACAUAAGCAAGAAGUAAAAGAAAAGCGAGCAAAAAUUAUAAAAAUAAUAAAAACAACACCCACAGCAUCGAGUACAUAAGCGAGGGGUCUUCCAGGGGCAAAGACGAAGCCACAGUACGAAAAGUGAAAAUAUACGGAGAAAAGUUGCACAGAGCGGCAAGCAUAUUUCAUAAGUUUACACACUUACUGACACACAACCACACACACAAACACACACACACACAUCCAUACAGAGACUCAUACAUACAUAUAGAGCCAUAUAACAUAGCCGGGAGCCAGUUAGAGCGAGUCCAAGUCAUAUAUGUGAGACGAAGGCGACGGCGACAAAGGCUAACGCACGACCUUUGGCACAGAGUUCAGCAACUGCAGCAAAGGACACGAACACGGACACAGGACACAGGACACAGCGAGGAGGUCAACAAAUCAAUAGAAACAAAGCGCACAGCGAGAAAACAAUUGGCCACAAGCAUUGCCACAAAAACAGCAGCUAGCAAACCACCAAAAUUCACUCGCAAAUUAUGCUGGCCAUGUCGACCCUAAUGAUGCCCGCCCCGACUAUAGCCAUGGGGGCACCGCAGAUCACGAUGGGCCCCCACAAGCCGCCAGAAACGAAACUGCUUGCCAUCCAUCCCGCUGCAGCAGCAGCCGCUGCCGCUCAGCAACAGCAAUCCGUGACAGCUGCCCAUCUGCAGCACAAUGGCCAGCAGCAACAUGCCCAGCAACAGCAACAGCAGCAGCUGCAGCAGCAACAGUCAAAUGCACAGCAGCAACAUCAACAGCAGAUCGUUGGCAGCAACUCAAAGCCAGAACAAUUUCACAUCUUUGUGGGCGAUUUGAGUGCUGAAAUUGAAACGCAACAGCUGAAAGACGCAUUCACGCCAUUCGGAGAAAUAUCAGACUGCCGAGUUGUGCGCGAUCCGCAGACGCUGAAAUCAAAGGGCUAUGGAUUCGUCAGCUUUGUCAAGAAAUCGGAAGCGGAAACCGCCAUCACUGCUAUGAACGGCCAGUGGCUCGGCUCGCGUUCGAUACGCACAAAUUGGGCCACCCGAAAACCGCCAGCCACCAAGGCAGACAUGAAUAUCAAACCUUUGACCUUUGAUGAGGUUUAUAACCAAAGCAGCCCCACUAACUGCACCGUAUACUGUGGCGGCAUCAAUGGCGCCCUCUCUGGAUUUCUCAACGAGGAGAUAUUGCAGAAGACAUUUUCACCAUAUGGCACAAUACAGGAGAUACGCGUCUUCAAGGAUAAGGGCUACGCAUUUGUGCGGUUCUCGACAAAAGAAGCAGCCACACACGCCAUCGUAGCUGUCAAUAAUACGGAAAUCAACCAGCAGCCGGUGAAGUGCGCGUGGGGCAAGGAGAGCGGCGAUCCGAAUCACAUGUCCGCCAUUGCGGGCCAAGCGCUGGCGCAGGGCUUCCCCUUCGGCUCAGCAGCUGCCGCGGCCGCAGCAGCAGCCGCCUAUGGGCAGCAAGUGGCCGGUUACUGGUAUCCACCGGCACCCACAUAUCCCACAGCGGCACCGGCCAGUACCUUGCAGCCCGGCCAGUUUCUGCAGGGCAUGCAAGGCUUCACCUACGGUCAAUUUGCAGGCUAUCAGCAGGCCAGCUACAUGGGCAUGGGCGUACAGCUGCCAGGCACUUGGCAGAGUGUCCCGCCACAGCCGCAGCUGACCAGUGCAGCGGCAGCCGCAGCGCCACAGAUAACUCAGAGCGUCGGUGGCGCCCUGCCUCAGGCUGCUGGCGUUGUGGCCUAUCCCAUGCAACAGUUCCAGGUCAGUCCACAGCUGGCGGAGGAUGAGUGGCUGGCACCCAGUUUGCUGGUGUAGCUGCCAUGAGCGGUGGCCAUGUAUCCCACACAGCAGCAGCAACAGCAGCAGCAGGAGCAGCCACCGUGCGCCGAUUACGUGAAGGAGCCGCGUUACCAACUACAACAGCAACCGCAGCACCACCACGUUCAACAACUCCACCACCACCAGCCGCAGAUAUACGAAUUACAACAGCUACAGCAACAGCAGCAACAGCAGCAGCAACAGCAGCUGCAACAACAGCAACAACAAUUGCAGCUGCAACAACAGCAACAACAACAACAAGCAACGCACUUUGCCCCACAGUUGUAUUAUGCGCAGCCACACUGGAUGCACCAGCAGUUGCCCAACAGCGAGCAGCAGCUGCAACUUCAAGCCCAGCAACAACAACCACAUCAACAACAACAACCACCAGUAAACCAAGUAAAUGAAGUUUAUGGCAUCCCCGAAUUGUACAAAGAUUGAAAUGCAAAAGUGACAAAUUUUAUUUCACACCCUCGGUUGAUAUUAGAGAAAUGUAGCUUAACGAGUAGCGAGUAACGAGAAGCAGGUGAAGAGUAACCCAAAAUGACAAAGGAUACAUUUGAAAGGAACAAGCAGAUCGAAGAUUAUCACAUCAGAUAUGAAUUCAAGCAAACCAUAUAAAAUAUCUAUUUAUACAAAAUAUAGUAUAUAUAAAAUAAACGCCCAUUAACUCAAUAUCCAAUUUGUUGAAGGCAAACGUAGUUUAAGUAUAAAGAGCAUAAGCAACAGCGAUAGCAACACCAACAGCAACAGCAGUAAGGCCAAAUAUGCAAUAGCUAAUAACUAUAAUAUGUACAACAACUAAUUGAAAUCACAAAACAAAAUGAUUUAAAUAAAUGAAAAUAUAUGUAUGUGUGUUAUUUGUGUCUAUAUUCUCGCUGUCAGAGAGCGCCGAUAUGUAGCAAUAGAAAACCUCCUUUUGUCGGGGGCCAAUUCAGCAACUACACAUAUGGUACACAUAUAGCAGUAGGUAUACCUACCAGAGUUAGAAUAGAGCCGGUGCUAAAGUCAAAGGUCAAAGGUUUUUGUAUGUUGUAGUGCACGAAUCCCUCAUAACCCUUUCGAUUCCACUCGCAAAGUUUUCGAGGUAUUGGUGUCAGUAGAAGCAAAUUUAGAAAUUUUAAUUCGGGUUAAAAGAUUAUUUAUCAAAGCUAUCGCGACAUUUUAUUGACUGAAAUUUCCAACUGAUUCAUUUAAUUUGUUUUCAUAAUUUCAAAUUAUUAUUUUUAUAUGGUUAUCGAACUGUUAUCACUGCUAAGCCAAGCAGACACCACCUUUAGCCCCUAGAAGCAUGUCAUGAGUAAUUAGUUUUAACGAGAGCUCAUUUAAUAGAUGUGCCUAAUUUAACAUGUCCUUAAAAAGUUGCGGCAAGUUAGGUCGAGCCACAUUUGCUUCGAUAUGUUUACCCCAAAGCUGUAUUGAGUUUAAAUAUCGCGCAAAGGGAACCAAAAUUAAAAAGAAAAUCAAAUAAAUAUAUUUGGGAAAAAAUUAAUAUAAAUAUUUACAAGAAAAAUAAAUACAUUCAAAAUAGUUAAAUGUAAACACAAGUCAAAAUAGUAGAAAAUGUGCACAUACAAAGGUAAAAAAAACAUAGUGAUAAAGCAACACAAACCAAAAGAAACCCAAAAAAAAAAAACAAUUUAUUGAUAUAAAAUGCAUGUAU